CCGUGGCCAUGGCGGAGGCGGGCGGGCGGGACCCCGCCGUGUCCGAGCUGCGGGAGCUUGUGGCGGCUGAGCAGCAACGUGCGCAGUUCACGGCACAGGUGCACAACUUCAUGGAGGUGUGCUGGGACAAGUGCAUGGACAAGCCCGGCUCGAAGCUGGACCAUCGCUCGGAGAGCUGCCUGGCCAGCUGUGUGGACCGGUUCAUCGACACCACCCUGUCCAUCACCCAGCGCUUCUCCCAGAUCCUGCAGAAAGCGGGGCACUGAGCAUGGCCGGCUUCGGCCUCCUCCUUCAGCCCCAGCAGACUCUUGUGAGCUGGCCCCGAGGGCGCCUGUGCACUGCUGAGGUGUUCCUGCCGCAGCCUGGAGAGGCUCUGCCCCACGGGCGCGUCUGGUGCUUUCCCGCUUUUGUAUAACUGUGUCGUGGGCGUGCAAGGUGCGGCUUAAUAAACCACCAAGAAUCCUCCUCCUUGCAAGUUCAUGGCAC
Molecule: messenger RNA, 486 nt
Organism: Gavialis gangeticus (Gharial)
Lineage: Eukaryota; Metazoa; Chordata; Crocodylia; Gavialidae
Gene: TIMM8B
Product: translocase of inner mitochondrial membrane 8 homolog B
Exons: 2
Coding region: 9-266 (85 amino acids)
Source: RefSeq, a predicted model, not a curated record